CUUCUCCUCCUCCUCCUCCUCGCCCACUCCUCUUUGCGCCCAGCAGGUAAAUGAGGAAUCUUUGGAGCCACCUCUUGAAUGCAGUAAAGAAACCAAUAAUAUAGGAAGAAGAAAUCCUCUCAAGGUGAUGAUCUUGCAGAAUGCUUGACCUCACAGAUAAGAAAGAAAAAAGGAGUCAAGUAUCUGUAUUGCAAUAAACACCCUUAUUACUGUUGAUAUGGCAGAGAAACCCUAUACAUGCCUGGAGUGUGGACAGAGCUUCACUCGGAGUGGAAAUCUACGUUCACAUCAAAAGACUCACACUGGGGAGAAACCCUAUAAAUGCCUGGAGUGUGGGAAGAGCUUCACUCAAAGUUCACAUCUGCGAUCACAUCAGAAGACUCACACUGGGGAGAAACCCUUUAAAUGCCUGGAGUGUGGACAGAGCUUCACUCAGAAUGGAAGUCUGUAUUCACAUCAAAGGAUUCACACUGGGGAGAAGCCCUUUAAAUGUCUAGAGUGUGGAAAGAGCUUCACUCAGAAAUCAUAUCUACGUUCACAUCAAAAGACUCACACUGGGGAGAAACCAUAUAUAUGCCUGGAGUGUGGGAAGAGCUUCACUCAAAGUUCACAUCUACGUUCACAUCAAAGGACUCACACUGGAGAGAAACCCUUUAAAUGCCUGGAGUGUGGCCAGAGUUUUACUCGAAGUUCAUAUCUACGUUCACAUCAAAGGACUCACACUGGGGAGAAACCCUUUAAAUGCCUGGAGUGUGGAACGAACUUCACUGAGAAGGGAAGUCUAUGUAGACAUGAAAGGACUCACACUGGGGAGAAACCCUAUAAAUGCCUGGAGUGUGGACAGAGCUUCACUCAGAAUGGAAGUCUAUGUUCACAUCAAAGGAUUCACACUGGGGAGAAACCCUUUAAAUGCCUGGAGUGUGGACAGAGGUUUGCUACGGGUUCACAGCUACGUUCACAUCAAAAGACACACACUGGGGAGAAGCCCUUUAAAUGUCUAGAGUGUGGAAAGAGCUUCACUCAGAAAUCACAUCUACGUUCACAUCAAAAGACUCACACUGGGGAGAAACCAUAUAUAUGCUUGGAGUGUGGGAAGAGCUUCACUCAAAGUUCACAUCUACGUUCACAUCAAAGGACUCACACUGGGGAGAAACCCUUUAAAUGCCCGGAGUGUGGCCAGAGUUUUACUCAAAGUCCAUAUCUACGUUCACAUCAAAAGACUCACACUGGGGAGAAACCAUAUAUAUGCCUGGAGUGUGGGAAGAGCUUCACUGAGAAUGGACAUCUACGUUCACAUCAGCGGACUCACACUGGGGAGAAACCAUAUAAUUGCCUGGAGUGUGGGAAGAGCUUCACUCAAAGUUCACAUCUACGUUCACAUCAAAAGACACACACUGGGGAGAAGCCCUUUAAAUGCCUGGAGUGUGGACAGAGCUUCGCUGAGAAUGGAGAUCUACAUACACAUCAAAGAAUUCACACUGGGGAGAAACCCUUUAAAUGCCUGGAGUGUGGAAAGAGCUUCUCUCAGAAUGCACACCUACGUAAACAUCAGAGGACUCACACUGGGGAGAAACCUUAUAAUUGCCUGGAGUGUGGGAAGAGCUUCACUCAAAGUUCACAUCUACGUUCACAUCAAAAGACACACACUGGGGAGAAGCCCUUUAAAUGCCUGGAGUGUGGACAGAGCUUCACUCAGAAUGGAAGUCUACAUACACAUCAAAGAAUUCACACUGGGGAGAAACCCUUUAAAUGCCUGGAGUGUGGAAAGAGCUUCUCUCAGAAUGGACAUCUACGUAAACAUCAGAGGACUCACACUGGGGAGAAACCUUAUAAUUGCUUAGAGUGUUGACAGUUCUUCACUCAGAAUUCACACCUACGUUCACAUCAAAGAAUUCACACUGGGGAGAAACCCUAUAAAUUCCUGCAGUGUGGAAAGAGUUUCGCUCUGAGAGAUAUAUAAUAUAAUAAUAAAACUUUAUUUAUAGACCGCCGUCUCUCCCCAAGGGGACAAAGGGUGGUUUACACA
This is a messenger RNA of Anolis sagrei ordinatus, 2026 nucleotides long. Lineage: Eukaryota; Metazoa; Chordata; Lepidosauria; Squamata; Anolidae. The record is from RefSeq and is a predicted model, not a curated record.